[Torrubiella] hemipterigena is the source of this 1616-nucleotide messenger RNA. The record is from the annotation of a GenBank genome assembly. NCBI's taxonomy places the organism in Eukaryota, Fungi, Ascomycota, Sordariomycetes, Hypocreales, Clavicipitaceae.
UCCUUUGGAGCGCAGCCAAGUUACGAAAGUACGUACAACCACCUGACAUCCCAACACGUUACCACUUGCAAACACACGCGCAAAAUCGCUAAGGCCUUGCCAUUUUCCCGCCUUCAUCGUCCACGCACUAGAGCAGGCUCGAACGCGCGACCGACCGCUACGAUUACGAUAUAACCUUUUUUUUAUUUGCCGCCACGGCGCGACCGUUGCAACCAACGACGCACCGCUACGAUGGACGCUUCCACUCUGGUUAGGCUGCUGAGCAUGCUGCUGCCCGCCAACGUCGUCGAAUACGUCAACAAGCAUGCGCUGCGCGCCGACGCGCCGCUGCAAAUCUACAUGACACAGGCCCGGUCGCAGGCCUCGCGCGCCGCCGAGCGAGCAUACCCCUAUGUCCAGCCGCGCGUGGAGCGUCUCGUGUCGGCCAUGUCGUCGGCAGCCGAGAGCUCGCCGGCCGCAGGGGCCCUGGGCAGCUUGCUGGUGCCGCUGGCCAUCUUGGCCGUGUCGGUGAUUGUGAUGAACUGGAUCAGGAGGAUGGUGGUGUGGUGGACAAAGCUGGCUUUUCGGGCCGUGUUCUGGGCGACUGUUUUUGCGCUGGCCGCAUGGGUCUGGAACCGUGGUGUCGAGGAGAGUGUGAGAGAUGUGGUUGUUCUCGGCGGCAAGGUUGCUGGUUUCGCGUGACGAUGAUGAUGAUGAUAACGAUGAUGAGGAGAAUGAGAGAGAGAGUUUAAUUAUAAUGGCUUGAAUUUUUAUUUUGGGAGAACCAUAUAUGUAUAUGGUGAAUAGAUAUCAUCCAAGAACGCCUACGCUAUGCAUGUAAAAUAAGCAAAAGAAACAUCAUAAGAAGCAGUGCCCAAGGAGGGAGACGACGCCUUCUGUGGUUUAAUCGUCGUCCUCUUCAUCGAGCUCGUUCUCAUCGUCGGGUUCUUUGGGAUCCUGUGCCUCGUGGUAUUGAAUACAGUCGUCGAUGUAGCUGAGAAUGGCAGCGACACUGUCCUCGUUGGUCACGUCCAGCUUUAGGUAGUUUACCAUGCUGAAGCUCUCAAUCAAGCUAGCCACAGCGCGGUUCAAGCGUCGGAAGCUGGCGCCCUUCAUGACUUGUUCGCGGUCGUCGGGUCGCUUCGACUCGUCGUCUUCCGGCACGUCUUCAGUGAGGCGCUUGCGCUCAAGCGGAUCGUCUUCGAGGAGCGCGAGAUCGGGUGUCAGGAAGUUCUUGAGGUCUUUGUUCUUCACUUGGCCCUUGACAAGGUCCAUCUUGGAGAGCACGUUGAUGUGCGGAACCUCAAGCAUCAGCAUGGCACUCAUGGCGCUCAGUGUUCCAGAGAAGAACUUGGCACGGUCGACGACAAACGUCGCCUCGAGAAGGUAGACAGCUGCCAUACGGAUGUCCAAUGCGCCGGAUUGAGAUAGGAACCUCAUAAGUGUCGGCAGGAUGGGAAUGUGAGUGUACAGCUCGAUCUGGCCAGGCAUGUCGAAGAUGAUGAGGUACUCUUCUGUCAAAGAGUCCAGAGCUUCAGUCAACCAAUCCAAGUUUUCCAUAAGAAACUCGAAGCAGUAAAUGAGACCGCCGUUGGGCCCGAGGCCGACCUCUUCCAUGGCAUCCUUAAGAGAGAUGA